AUGAAAGUUUCAAAUCAUGGUCAGCCAUUCGAUGUGUGUGAUAGGUUGUUGGAAAAUCAUGGUGGAAAACAUCACCAUCUUGUAGUGGAUAAUUACUACACAAGCCUUCCACUGUGUGAACAUAUGCUGGAUAAACAGAUAUAUGUGACUGGUACUGUCAGGUCAAACCGUGUGGGACUGCCUGACCCUAUAAAGAAAACUUUGAAACAUAAAGGUGAUAUGGUUUGCCAACGCAAAGGACAGAUUUUGGCAGUAAAUUGGAUGGACAGAAAACAGGUCAGGCUUUUAUCUACUAUUUCAAAUGCUGGAACAGUUGAAAAAGAAAAUCAUAACAAGGUAAAGAAGACUGUACCCAAUGUCGUUAUUGACUACAAUGCCGGUAUAGGUGGUGUUGAUAAAUCUGACCAGAUGACAGAUCAAUAUUCUUGUGAACUAAGAAGUAGAAAAUGUUGGAGAAAGAUUGUGUUUCACUUGCUUGAUAGAACCCUUACAAAUGCCUACAUCUUGUACAAGGAAAAUUCCAACAUACAAGGAAUUCCUAUGACACACUUGAAAUUUACCAUAUCAGUUGUAGAGGGACUUAUUGGUGGGUAUGAGGAGCCACACAGGAAGGUAGGCAUGCCAAGUAUUGGUGAUCCACUGGCAAGAAAGUCAGCCAGGCAUUUCAUCAGUAAAAUACCAGAUGGCAAAAGAAGGAAAUGUGCAGUUUGUGCCAAAUCUAGACAAUCUGGUUUAGGUUACCAAGGAAGCAGAAUUGGUACGUGGUGUAAGGACUGUGGAGUUGGGCUGUGUCGCAAUCAGUGCUUUGAAAAAUACCACAAAUAG
This is a messenger RNA of Liolophura sinensis, 825 nucleotides long. RefSeq names its product piggyBac transposable element-derived protein 4-like. The record is from RefSeq and is a predicted model, not a curated record. Bases 1 to 825 code for a protein of 274 amino acids. The transcript has a single exon. Lineage: Eukaryota; Metazoa; Mollusca; Polyplacophora; Chitonida; Chitonidae.